Molecule: messenger RNA, 366 nt
Organism: Kwoniella botswanensis
Lineage: Eukaryota; Fungi; Basidiomycota; Tremellomycetes; Tremellales; Cryptococcaceae
Exons: 5
Coding region: 1-366 (121 amino acids)
Biological process (GO): protein import into nucleus
Cellular component (GO): nuclear pore central transport channel
Molecular function (GO): nuclear import signal receptor activity
Source: RefSeq, a predicted model, not a curated record
AUGUCUGACCCUACCGCCAUUGCCCAACAAUUCACCCAAUUCUAUUAUCAACAAUUCGACUCUGAUCGAAAUGGACUUGCUUCUCUCUACAGAGACACCUCGAUGCUUACUUGGGAAUCAACCCAAAUCCAAGGUUCUCAAGCUAUCACCGAGAAGCUUGUGAACCUCCCAUUCACCAAAGUUCAACAUAAAAUCGUCACCAUCGAUGCUCAACCUUCAUCACCUUCCACCGCCUCGCUCAUCGUACUCGUUACUGGUCAAUUGUUAGUUGAUGAUGGCACGAAUCCUUUGCAAUUCACUCAAGUCUUCCAUUUGAUGCCAGAAGGUGGAAGCUACUUUGUCUUCAACGACGUAUUCAGACUGUAA